AUGCGAGAACCCGCCCACGCCAACAGCACGGCCCAACCAGAAGGCGUUUCCCACCGCCGUCCGGAAGCAGUGAUGGAACAAUUUGAGUCUGAUUUUUAUCAAUCUAACUAUACCAUUGAUAAUCAGGAUCAGAGUUGCCAUGAUUCUCAUGCCUACCAUUUUGUUUAUGGAUCUGAAAAACAACUAUCAGAUGAGCAGCCUCAGCCCACCUCUUUUGUUCCACCAGAGAUGCUCACACCAUCAAGUUAUGUAGGACAGUAUUUCCAACCAGCAUCCAACCCGGAUUAUCAUUCACAAUCUCCUUACGUUGACAGUUUUGAUGAAGAGCCUCCUUUGCUAGAAGAUAAGUUAAGGAAGUAACUUGGAAUCAAUUUUGAUCACAUUUGGCAAAAAACUUUGACAGUGUUAAACCCACUGAAGCCAGCAGAUGGCAGCAUAAUGAAUGAAACGGAUCUCACUGGACCUAUCCUCUUUUGCCUUGCCUUGGGAGCCACCCUGCUUAUGGCAGGAAAAGUUCAGUUUGGCUAUGUGUAUGGCAUGAGUGCCAUUGGCUGCAUUGGGAUUCACGGCUUACUGAACUUGAUGAGCUCUUCAGGGGUGUCCUACGGCUGUGUGGCAAGUGUGCUUGGUUACUGCCUGCUCCCCAUGGUCAUUCUGUCCAGCAGUGCCAUCUUCUUCUCAUUGCAGGGAACUGUGGGAACGGUGUCUGCACUGGUCAUCAUUGGCUGGUGUAGCCUUUCUGCUUCGAAAAUCUUCACUUCAGCCUUAGCCAUGGAAGGACAACAGCUUCUUAUUGCCUACCCUUGUGCCUUACUUUAUGGACUUUUUGCUCUCCUUACUAUUUUCUGA
Elephantulus edwardii (Cape elephant shrew) is the source of this 849-nucleotide messenger RNA. RefSeq names its product Yip1 domain family, member 7 (gene YIPF7). Gene Ontology annotation, cellular component: membrane; trans-Golgi network. Lineage: Eukaryota; Metazoa; Chordata; Mammalia; Macroscelidea; Macroscelididae. The transcript is spliced from 6 exons. The record is from RefSeq and is a predicted model, not a curated record. Gene Ontology annotation, biological process: endoplasmic reticulum to Golgi vesicle-mediated transport; vesicle fusion with Golgi apparatus.